AUGACUGAUGAUACGCACGAGCUAGCAUCCCCAGAAAGCGUUCUGGAAGCGCUUCGUGUGCAUAUCCAGCCCACCCUCAUCGUGACGAGAAUUCCAAACGUGCUCAAGCUAUACGCCCAUCUCGAGCUCGUCAGCGACGCGCUACAAGAGCAAGCAGCGAAGGGCCUCGAGAUCGCCAAGGAUGGCCUCGAGGCCGAGGCGGACAUCUCGAUCCUGAAACGCUGCGCGAAGAGGGACAGAGGGUACAUGGUCAUGCUCCCGUGGCUGCUAUGCAAAGCCCAUCUGCGCCUGAUCAUCAUGUCCCCGAAGACCGCGCACCAGGACAGCGCCCCAAACGUCCUGGACAACUACUUCCCCCCGAGCUCGGCGAUUAGCGCCACCGAUCCUGACAAGCUCAGCAUCUUCGUCGGCUGCCUGCGGCCCGACGACGUGGACCUGAUGGACGAUUGGAGGACGGAAGUGUCUUCGUGGAUCAAGGACGCGUCCCGGGCGCGCAAUAAUGGCCUUCCCCCGCCCACCAUCGAUCCGGUCCUCACGCCCAAGCCGUCGACUGCCGGUGAACCCGGGGACAAGGACAUCCAGACGAUCGCCGACUGGAUGCUCAAGGAGGCCGAGGCCAUUGUACGCCUCGCUCAUGAGUACAACGCCAUGUUCGACACCCCUGCCGCUCCCCAGGCAUGAAGCAGUCAAAUGUUCCGCGGAAAAUCUUGCAACAAGUCAUGUAUCGCCCACCCGCGCCCACCGGCCACCAGGCCGCGUGCCUCCGACACGACCUCGUCUCGCCUCGGCUCUAAUCGCCACGCUAGAAACAACCGAGCUCGCCGCUUCCACUGCCGAGACGACCACAUCUCCCCCCUCGCUACGCUAGAACCCCCCGAGAUCGCCGGCUUCGACUGCCAGAUCGCCCCGUCGCUACGCUAGAACGAGAUCGCGAUUGCUCUCGUCGGCGCCGUACUGAGCGACACACAACCGACCCGAGGCCAGACCGACUACCGCGAUCACCAUGUUGUUUGUACUGUACCAUA
This is a messenger RNA of Vanrija pseudolonga, 1025 nucleotides long. RefSeq lists its product as uncharacterized. NCBI's taxonomy places the organism in Eukaryota, Fungi, Basidiomycota, Tremellomycetes, Trichosporonales, Trichosporonaceae. The coding region runs from base 1 to 681 and encodes 226 amino acids. The transcript is spliced from 4 exons. The record is from RefSeq and is a predicted model, not a curated record.